AUGGCCAGCCGCUGCAGCUCCUUGUCAUUGCCAUGGUUGCCCUUCCUGGUGGUGGUCCUUAUUGGCGACGCUGCGGCUGCGAUGGCGAUGCCCAGGCCGCUGCUGGGCAUCGCCGAGACGCCGACCGCCGCGCCGGGUACGGCAGCGGGGCCCGCCGGCGCGUCGUGGCCCGGGGGAGGCGGGAGGCCUGACCGGUCGGUGGCCGGCGCGGAGGUGAUCCUCGCCGGGUUCGCUGCCGCGGUGAUGGUCAUCAUCUUCUGCUAUAUCAGGGUCACCAGGAAAAACAGCGGCAGCGGCAGCAACGAUGUGGGAGUUGGAUUGGGAUCGGGAGGGAAACAGCAGCAGGGCCUGUGA
Molecule: messenger RNA, 354 nt
Organism: Miscanthus lutarioriparius
Lineage: Eukaryota; Viridiplantae; Streptophyta; Magnoliopsida; Poales; Poaceae
Source: the annotation of a GenBank genome assembly